AUGGCGGUGUCAAUAACUCGUGCUACUCCAGCAGAUGCUCCGAUUUUUAUGAGUAUGGUUAGAGAGCUCGCCGAGUUCGAGAAAAUGCCCGAACAUGUCAAGAUCGAUGAUGCACAAUUGGCAGCCGAUCUUGAGAAAAAAGCUGUUGAUGGCUUUUUAUUGCGUGAAGAGGGUGAACCAGCGGCAAUAAUUCUCUUCUAUUAUGCUUAUUCCACCUGGACUGGUCAGUACAUCCAUAUGGAGGAUAUCUACGUGCGACCACCUUUUCGUCGAAAGGGAUACGGUCGACUGCUGUGGCAGGAGUUGGGAAAAUUAGCCAAGGAAAUGCGUGUGGAACGACUACAGUGGAAUGUGCUCGACUGGAAUUCUAAUGCAAUUGCUUUCUAUGAAACAUUACCAUGCGAAAACCUAACAAAGACGGAAGGAUGGUUACUGUAUCGACUAAACACCGAUGGAAUAGCUGCUUUAGCGGAAAAUAAACCUACUUCGCGACAGUAG
Haemonchus placei is the source of this 498-nucleotide messenger RNA. Lineage: Eukaryota; Metazoa; Nematoda; Chromadorea; Rhabditida; Trichostrongylidae. The record is from the annotation of a GenBank genome assembly.